CAGGCCCCGCCCCGCCAUGGCGGCCCCGCAGCCCCCCGGUUCCCCCUGGGCCGGGCCGGGGUCGGCAGCGGCCCCCGGAGCCGCCCGGGCCGGGCCGUGCUGGGCCGCCGUGCUCGGCUGCCUCAGCCUGGCCUGCUCCUACGUGGGGAGCCUGUACGUGUGGGGCAGCCCCCUGCCCAGGGACCACCCGUCGGUGAUCAAGCGUCGCUUCACGAGCGUCCUGGUGGUGUCAGGGCUGUCCCCUGCCCUGGUGUGGCUCUGGAAGGAGCUCACGGGGGUCAAGGCUGACACCCCCCUGCCCGCGCUGCUGGGGCUGCGCCUCGAGGGGCUGCUCCCGGCCACGCUGCUGCCUCUGCUGCUCACCAUGAUCCUGUUCCUGGGCCCCCUGAUCCAGCUGUCCAUGGACUGUCCCUGGCGGUGGCUCGAUGGCAUCAGGGUGGCCCUGGACCCGCGGGUGUGGGCGCUGUGCCUGGGGGACGUGCGCUGGCUGCGGAACCAGGUGGUGGCACCUCUGACAGAGGAGUUGGUGUUCAGGGCCUGCAUGCUGCUGCUGGUGCCCUGCACGGGGCCCGGCCCCGCCGUGCUGGCCUGCCCCCUCUUCUUUGGGGUCGCCCAUUUCCACCACGUGAUCGAGCAGCUCCGCUUCCGCCACGGCUCCGUCGGCAGCAUCUUCAUGGCAGCAGCAUUCCAGUUCUCCUACACGGCCGUGUUCGGGGCCUACACGGCCUUCCUGUUCCUCAGGACUGGUCACCUGGCGGGCCCGGUGCUGUGCCACUCCUUCUGUAACUCCAUGGGGUUCCCGGCGCUGGGCGCGGCCCUGGGGCACCCGCGGCGCCGGGCGCUGCUCCCCGCCUACCUGCUGGGGGUGCUGGGCUUCCUGCUGCUGCUGCACCCCCUGACCGAGCCCGCCUUCUUCGGGGCGCGCCCCCCCUGCCGCGACCCCCCCGCCUGCUCCUGACACGGGCGGGGGGCGCCCGCCCCUCCCCAAACCCCCCCCCCACCCCCCGUUUUUAUAGGAGCCGCCGCACAGAGUCUAUUUUUGUGAUUAAAGUGGUUUAAGGCUU
Haemorhous mexicanus (house finch) is the source of this 1064-nucleotide messenger RNA. RefSeq names its product Ras converting CAAX endopeptidase 1 (gene RCE1). The record is from RefSeq and is a predicted model, not a curated record. NCBI's taxonomy places the organism in Eukaryota, Metazoa, Chordata, Aves, Passeriformes, Fringillidae. Gene Ontology annotation, molecular function: metalloendopeptidase activity. Gene Ontology annotation, cellular component: endoplasmic reticulum membrane. Gene Ontology annotation, biological process: CAAX-box protein processing.